AUGCCAGUUGUUAAUAUGACGCCAAAAGGAACCCUCACGAGUAACAUACUCGUUGUGAUAUCGAUUGCGGCAGUUUUUUACGCUAUCACUUUUCCGAUUAAAAAUGUAACUAGGAAGAAGCCUGGUAAUCAGGAGAAUAUUGUUUUCAAUUUCACGCAGAUGACCACGCAAAAUGGAUAUACAUCAGAAGAGCAUACCGUUGUAACCGAAGAUGGAUACAUUUUAAGAAUAUUUAGAGUCCAAGGUGGAAGAAAAUGUGAUGGAAAAAGAAGAUCACUGCCGGUUUUAUUGAUGCAUGGUCUUCUUUUGAGCUCGGAUGUGUGGCUCGACGCCGGGACUGAUAAUGGAUUAGCCUACCUUAUUGCCAACGCCUGCUUCGAUCUCUGGGUGGGCAAUUGCAGAGGAAACUACUAUUCCAGAAGGCACGAGACUCUAGACCCUGAUACAGAUGCUAAAUUCUGGCAUUUCUCCGUGGAUGAAAUUGGACAUUAUGACGUCCCUGCUAUGGUAGACUACGUUCUGGAUUAUACAGGAGCGGAAAAGCUCAACUAUGUCGGAUAUUCUCAAGGUGCUAGUACUUUUUUCAUUAUGUGUUCAGAGAGACCUGAAUAUUGUAAUAAAAUUAACAAGAUGAUAAGUCUAGCGCCUGCUUCGAGGCAAUUUAACACAGCCUUGAAUCCUUAUCGCUUAUUACUGAGGCUCUUUGCUUUAGGCCAUCAAUAUCUUAGAGCUAUGGGUGUAGAGGAAGUGCUUUCGAACGGGGCAUUUCUUCAGGAGUUCCUGGCAUACGCCUGUGAAGCUUACUGGACCAGCAGUAUUUGCAAUUACGGUACUAGUGUGCUUAUUGACUCCUAUCAUCCUGGAUCUGUGACUAAUGAAACGACGAAGAUAAUGUUCAAACAUUUCCCUGCUGGCACGUCCUUGCAGAACAUGGUGAGAUACGGUCAGAGUGCAAUUAGUCCUGAUUUUCAGAAAUACGAUUAUGGGAAAGACAUAAACAUAGAUGUAUAUGGACAAGAAACACCUCCUAAGUUCAAUUUGAGUGCUGUUACUACACCUGUAGUAAUUCUUUAUGGAAAGAACGAUGCAUUAGUUAGUGUUAAAGAUGUGAAGUGGUUGGUAAGUAAGUUACCGAACGUGAUCGAUUUAGUGGAAGUAAAGGACCCCCUGUGGAAUCACUUGGACGUCGCUUACAGUCAGUAUAUUGGAGAAAUGUUGUUUCCAAAGAUAUUUGAGCAUUUAGUAACGAAUAGUAUUAAUUAAAUGAUAUCUUGAUAGUUUUGUUAAGUUUGAUGAAUGCAACUGUUAUUGUGAUUUUGCCUCCGCCUUUAGACGAAGUCAUAAUUGACUUGCA
This is a messenger RNA of Diatraea saccharalis (sugarcane borer), 1354 nucleotides long. Lineage: Eukaryota; Metazoa; Arthropoda; Insecta; Lepidoptera; Crambidae. The record is from the annotation of a GenBank genome assembly.